This is a messenger RNA of Penicillium malachiteum, 2217 nucleotides long. RefSeq lists its product as uncharacterized. The transcript is spliced from 2 exons. Lineage: Eukaryota; Fungi; Ascomycota; Eurotiomycetes; Eurotiales; Aspergillaceae. Gene Ontology annotation, biological process: protein desumoylation. The record is from RefSeq and is a predicted model, not a curated record. Gene Ontology annotation, cellular component: cytoplasm; nucleus. The coding region runs from base 1 to 2217 and encodes 738 amino acids. Gene Ontology annotation, molecular function: SUMO-specific endopeptidase activity.
AUGAAGGCAUUCGAAUCAGUCCCUGAUUCUGGAGAGAGCGAUGAUGAGAUACAGGGCGAUGUGACAACUAAUCCUCCUCCGAAACAAAUCAACGAAAAACGUUCAUCCACAGAUAUGGAUCCUUUCAUGUUUUCAGAGUCCAGGAAAAAGGCCAAAAAGUCGCAUCCUCCUUCCAAAGCUGUGUUUUUUGAGAUCGUGUACCUUCAUUUCGGCGACUUGCAAAGGAAUUUUGCCAAAGGCAAAACCGAAGGCGCUGCCAUCUGCCUGGAUGAACACAAUAUCCACCUUCAAGAGGACAUUCUCGGCAGAGGAGAAAAAGACAUCGAAAUCCCAAUCCGGACUAUCGCCCAAGCCCUUUAUGGAAAGAAGACAAGUUGCAAAGUCACAUUGAAGUUGUCCAGAGGUGCCUCUACACUGGGUGAUCACGUCGAUAUUGAGUUUUUGGAAGUCAGCGAGAGAGUGGAUUUUAUAAGCAGGCUUGGGUCCCGCCUGCGGCCGAGCACUCUUGUAAAGAAAUCAUCAGAAUUCAUGAACGAUUCAUUCAAGAAAACUGAACGUGAUCAUGCUCAGCACGUUGCGCAGAAGAAACGAUCUCGGGAAGACAUUGAGCGUACCACGGUUUCAGAAGCUCCACCAGCAACAGGUCUCUCUGGCUUUCGCUCAAAAGUCUCGUCCUCAUUACAGGACACCGGCGUAGAACCCAAGCCAAAACGACUGAAAGGCAACAUGCAGCGGAUAGGUUCAUUGGAUGGUCCUGUAGAAUCACGAGAAGUGCCAGAUUCGCAAUCACCUGAUCCAGAGAACGUUCAGAUCUUGGACGCAAAUGUCGCCGUCGAAAUUACUACCACGAAGAUGCGUGGACCACCGAAACAAGGCCCAAAGAAUGCUGAAUUGUCAGGAACUCAGGGUUCCAAGAAGUCGGAACUCCAACAUGUCCAAGACUCUGAGCCAGAGGAUGGUCAAAACUCAGAACCAGAGAAAGCCCCAAGAGCAGAAUCAGAGCUUCUUGAAGUACCUGAAUCACCAGAUGCUUAUAAACCCGACCCAAACAUUGAGAUCAAGGUCCCCUUGCCGAAGACUCUGGGAUCCCUAGAUCGUGAGACACGCUCGACUCGACGCACGGCACGAAAUAACCAAGCUGGGACGCAGACAUCUCCUCCCCCACAAAAGCCUCUUGAAAAGGAAGCCAAUUGGACGAAAUGGAAGAAGCCAAUGGUUUACCCCCGAGCUGGGAAGAAACGCGCAGAAGUUAGCACUGAAGAUCGAGAACGCUUGCGCGAAGAUGAAUUUCUUAACGAUAACCUGAUUGCUUUCUACCUGCGCUUCUUAGAAGAUCAUCUCGAACGCACGAACGAGGAAGUUGCCAAACGAGUCUACUUUUUCAACUCCUAUUUCUUCGAAACCCUCAAAAACUCUCCACUUGGUAGUACCAACAUCAAUUACGGUGGUGUGGAGAAGUGGACUCGCAACGUCAAUUUAUUUGAGUACGACUACAUUAUUGUUCCUAUCAACGAAAAUGCCCACUGGUACGUUGCUAUCAUUUGCAACUUGUCCAAGCUUGAUGCAGCAUCUGAGCCUGGCUCUCAGAAUGAUGAAACUGGUUCAAAGGGUUCAGCCUCCGGACUAGACCAAACUACCAUUGUCACCUUCGAUUCUCUUGACAUUAGUCAUUAUCAAACCAGCAAAAUCCUGCGCCAGUACCUGGCCAAGGAAUCUGUAUCAAAGCGCGGCAUCGAUAUCUCUUCCAAAGCAACCGCCAAAGCGAUCAAGGGCAAGCGCGCCACAAACCUGCCUCUUCAAAAUAAUUACUCGGACUGCGGCCUAUAUCUUCUCGCUUACGUGGAGAAAUUCGUGCAGAACCCAGACUCAUUCAUUGCAAAUAUCCUGCAACCAAAGGAGGGACAGGUUGAGUGGCCUGAUAUUAAGCCUGGUCUUCUUCGACAGCGCCUCCGCCUUUUCCUUGAUGAUUUGUAUGAGGAACAGAAACAUCAUCAGCAGAGCCCACUCAUGGUUGAUCAGUUCCCUAUCUCAUUCUUGCUGGGGGCCACUGAACCGAAGAAGGCGGAUGAUGACAAACAUGAUGAAGCUGACGAUGAGAAGAAGCCUCCGACAGAAACACAACCCACAAUCCCUUCCAAAGAUCAAACAACCGAGACCAUCGAUCGGAAGUCCGAGACGGUCGGUCAGGAGCCUGAGAGUAUUGCCACAUAUGAAUAG